CCGACGGCUGCCAGCGUAAAUGCAUUCUAUGGCGUGCUCGUCGCUCUGCAAGCUAUGGCUGCCAAUAGAGAGUGCGAGUGUGAAGCCCGCUAGCUCGCCGUCUGCCCGUGCAAGAACGGUGCUUCUCGCCGUCCUCUUCCUCCUGCUCGGCGGUGGUGGCGAUGGCGAGGUGCUGGCUGCGGCCGCGUCGACGGACACCAUCCUCCCCGGCGAGAGCAUCACCGGCGACCAGACACUGGUCUCCAAGAACGGGGAGUUCGAGCUGGGGUUCUUCAACCCGGGCGUCGGGAUCCACUACUUCCUCGGCGUCCGGCUCAGGAACCUGGCGAGCUACAGCCCCACGUUCUGGAUCGGGGACAGGGUCUACGUCGUCGACCUGCCGCGCGCGGCGCUCGAGCUCUUUGGCGACAGCUUGUACAUCAAGGAGGCCGGGGCCAGCCUCUGGUGGUCGACCGUGGCGGGAAACGACUCCUCGGGCGCCGCCGCCGCCGCCGUCGCGGUCCUCCUCGACACCGGCGACCUUGUCGUCAGGGACCAGAGGAACUCUUCCCGGGUGCUGUGGCGGAGCUUCGACUACCCCGGCGAUGCGCUGCUCCCCGGCGGGAGGCUCGGGCUCGACGCCGCCACCGGGACGAACGUCUCGCUAACGUUCGAGGGCUUCUCCCACAACGGCAGCCUCCGGGCCGACGCGAGCAGGAAGAACGGGUUCGUGCUCACCACCGACAGGCGCGACCGCCGCGGCACCUUCCCGGACUGGAUAGUGACCUCCCAAGACAAUGGCAGCUCGCUGGUGCUCAACCACCCCGGCACCCCAAAUUCCACCGAGUUCUUGCAGCUGAAAGUCGGGCAAGUCAGCCUGAUGCGGUGGUCGGACGCCGACACCGGCUGGGUCCCACGCUGGGCAUUCCCCUCCGGCUGCAAGUCCGGCGGCUUCUUCUGCGGCAACUUCGGCGCCUGCACGGCCGACGGUGAAUGCCGGUGCGUCGACGGGUUCAAACCGUCGGACCCCAAGGAGUGGGGGCUCGGCUACUUCGUCACCGGCUGCUCGAGGUCUCUCCCACUGAGCUGCGACGCGAACGGCCAGACCGAGCACGGCGACUCCUUCGCCAUUCUUGACAAGCUGCACGGGCUCCCUUACAACGCUCAGGAUGAGCCAGUGACCACUGACGAAGAUUGCAGAGCUGCUUGUCUGAACAAAUGCUACUGCGUCGCAUACUCGAUUGAAUCUGGAUGCAAGCUCUGGUACUACAACCUGUACAAUCUGAGCUCAGCUGAUAAACCUCCAUACAGCAAGAUCUAUGUCCGUUUGGGUUCCAAGCUCAAAAGCAACAAGGGAUUGGCCACAAGAUGGAUUGUGCUCCUUGUGGUUGGAUCAUUAGCUGUAGCUUCUGCAAUCUUGGCACUGGUGCUUCUAUGCAGAUAUAGGAGAGAUUUGUUUGGUUCUGGUAAGUUUGCAGUAGAAGGCUCUCUGGUUGUUUACUCUUAUGCACAGAUCAAGAAGGCUACCGGGAAUUUCUCCGAUAAGCUCGGGGAGGGUGGAUUCGGAAGUGUUUUCAGAGGGACAUUGCCUGGAUCAACAACUGCUGUUGCUGUUAAGAAUCUGAAAGGCCUUGGGUACGCUGAGAAGCAGUUCAGAGCAGAAGUACAGACGGUUGGGAUGAUCCGACACACUAAUCUUGUGCGUCUCUUGGGAUUUUGUGUCAAAGGGAACAGAAAGUUGCUGGUCUAUGAGUACAUGCCAAAUGGAUCUUUGGAUGCUCACAUCUUCUCAGAAAAAUCAAGUCUUUUGAGCUGGCAAGUUCGGUACUGGAUUGCACUUGGUAUUGCAAGGGGUCUAGCCUAUCUACAUGAGGAAUGCAAGGACUGCAUCAUACAUUGUGACAUUAAACCCGAGAACAUACUUCUUGACGGGGAAUUCCACCCCAAGAUCGCAGAUUUCGGCAUGGCGAAGCUUCUUGGACGAGGAUUUAACGCAGCAUUGACCACCAUCAGAGGAACCAGAGGCUAUCUUGCACCGGAGUGGAUAUAUGGGCAGCCGAUUACCAAGAAGGCAGAUGUUUAUAGCUUCGGCAUCGUGCUUCUCGAAAUAAUCUCAGGGAGGAGGAGUACCGUCGCGAUGAAAUUCGGGAGCCAUCGGUAUUUUCCCAGCUAUGCAGCUGCACAAGUGAACGAAGGAGAUGUCUUGUGCUUACUGGACAGCAGGCUUAAAGGAGAUGCGAAUGUGGAGGAGCUCGACAUCACCUGUAGAGUCGCUCUGUGGUGCAUCCAGGAUGGAGAGAGUGACAGGCCGUCGAUGGGGCAAGUCGUUCGCAUGCUGGAAGGCGUUGUUGACACAGAGAUCCCUCCAAUUCCAGCUUCGUUUCAGAACCUGAUGGAUGGCGGUGACAGUGAUGUAUACUCUGAAGAAACCUGGCGCGUGAGGACCCAUGAUUAGUGCCAUUCUCCCUUCAAGUUUUCAGAAUGAAACAAUUUGGUGUCAGAAGAUUGAUCGGGCAGAAAUUAGAUAUGUGCCUGUAAAUGUACGGAAAAGUUCUAAAAAUCGCUGUUCUAGUCACCUUACCUUGACAUCUUCUUUUACUUUUUAAGUUCAGACAUGCAUAAAACUAUACGAUCAAA
Messenger RNA from Oryza brachyantha (malo sina), 2616 nucleotides. Its product is annotated as G-type lectin S-receptor-like serine/threonine-protein kinase At2g19130. The record is from RefSeq and is a predicted model, not a curated record. Lineage: Eukaryota; Viridiplantae; Streptophyta; Magnoliopsida; Poales; Poaceae. Gene Ontology annotation, biological process: recognition of pollen; protein phosphorylation. The transcript has a single exon. The coding region runs from base 20 to 2434 and encodes 804 amino acids. Gene Ontology annotation, molecular function: protein serine/threonine kinase activity; ATP binding.